AGAGCAUGGGCAAAUACUUUCCUCGAACAUAAUGAUGAUAUCCUUAAUUCUCUAGACUCCUUCUUCUCUGCUUUAGCACAAAUUUAUGAGGACCCCUUCAAACAACAAACAGCUGAAAAUGCUAUGAGGUCCCUAAAGCAGAGGAAAAGAGAGGUAGAGGAAUAUAUAGCAGAAUUUAAGAGGUGGGCCCCUGACACCCAGUGGAACAACUUGUCCCUUCGUAACCAAUUUAGGCUAGGACUCUCUGAGGCCAUUAAGGAUGAGUUGUCACAUACUCAAAUACCACCAACCCUAGAACAGCUCAUAGACCUCAGCAUUAGUAUUGAUAGGAGACUUAGGGAAAGACAUCACGAAAGAUCCACCCAUGAUUCACACCUUAGGCAAAAACCCACACCAACUACUGUCAAUACAUACCCUAAAUCCCUACCGGAACCAAUGGAUAUCGCUUUCUUGCGGGGACCCCUAAGUACUCAGGAGAAGCUAAGACGUAGGUCUCUGAACUUAUGCAUGUACUGUGCCGCAGAUGAUCAUGGGGUAAAGGACUGUCCAAAUCUUCCCCGUCAGAAAAAGGAAAGACAUCGCAAAUAUGGCAUCUGGUGAUGAUCCCCGUUCUUUGCAUUCCGUACUGAAUGAAAAUACGAGACCAAGCAGCCGUGCCAUUCCUAUCACUAAAGCAUCACUACCAUCCUCUAUGACAUUUACAUCCAACCACCUUCAAAUUAGUCAAUCACCAACUGUGCCCUUUCUUACACAAAGAGGACACUUCAGCCAGCAUUCGGUCUCAGCAGAUGAACAAGCCCGAAAGGUGUACUCUAACAUAGGAGAUGUUUCCUUACCUUUGAAAAUACCUAAGGACGAUACACAUGACAAUGACAAUGCUGUCUUUAAUACAUCUGUCACCAAUAAUCCAGAAAAAAGCAAACCUUCCCAAAAGGAAGACUCAGAUCAUCAGAAAUCUAAAGUGCUUCAUAGAUUAUCAACCAGUUCUAUUCCCAAUAACUGUAACAUUUCCCCUAAAACAACAUCACACUCUGCUAUUCAUAAUGUUCUCCCAUCCACUCCUUUCAAGACCCCAACUUCUGAAGCUUCCAAUGUUUCUUACCAAACCUCUUCCAGUCCACCAAGUUUUGGAAAUGUUUCUUCUCCACACUUGAAACCUGCAAGUAUACCUCAACCAUCACUUACUGAUGAUUGUUCUUCUUCUUUUCAGUUCUACAGCUUUGUUAUUCUCCAUGCCAGUGAUGAUUUUGAGGUUGCAAGUCGAGUUUGUGACCUUUUACAAAAGCACUGUGUUGGUGUAGGCACAACAUUCUGUGAGGGGUUUGAGCGACCUGGACAAAGCCCUAUUACGUGUAUUCAGGAUGCUGUGGAGAACUCUGCCUACAUCAUUCUUUUGCUGAGCAAGUGUUUUGAGACCCCUUGGGCAUCAUUUCAGUCCAACACAGUCCUUAUGAAUUCUAUUACUGAUCCCAAAAAAUCUGGGACAGUAAUUCCAUUUUUGCCCCAGAAUGAUCCCAUGCCAUUUAAUAAAAUACCAUUAGCUCUUAAGACUUUAGUUCUUCUAGAAGAGAAGUCCCCCACAUUUCCCAAAGUUGUGCAGAACACAUUUAAACAGGAUAUUAUUCGCAAUCAAGAAGACAGAUGGAAAAAAGAUCAACAAGCAAAGGCCAUGAAGCAACAAAUUGAGAACCUUUCUGAUGCUAUGCAGUCUGAGCUCUACUUACAUGAAUCACAUAAAAAAAUGAAUAGUAUCCGUGCGCAAUUAUUGGAAUUAUUACACACAAAUUUGCAUUUCACCAAUCCAAAUCAAUUUCAACCUUCUACUCCUGAUUCUUCUGGUGCCCAGCAAAUUAUCCAGAUCAACCAUGCAGAGAAUGUUCAGAUUGGCAACAACAACUGUAUGAAUGUCCAGCUUUCAGCACAUGGAGGAGAGGGAGAUGACACUGUUGAGACAGAAGUAUUGCAUGAAAGUGAAUGUAGUGAAAAGGCAGAAAAUUAUUUAACUAAAGACGUACAAAAAUAGUAUGAGGUAACUCAUGUCCAAGAAUCCACACAUGAACUUUACUUGUAUAAAGAAAGAGGUCUGAGGGUCUAGACUUUUUGCAUUAACAAACUGGUAUUGCUUAACCAAAUCACACAGUAAAGAGAUAAAAGCUGAUUUAGGGCCAGAUUACGAGUGGCGUGCUAACUGUUGCGCAGUAGUGAAAAGGGCUCUUUGCACGCGUCACAAGUAGAAGAAAAAGGCUGCAAAGGGCUUUAACAUAGAGAUACAUACAUAUACAUGUCUAAAUAUGUAUGUGGGUGUGUAUAAAUAUAUAUAUGUGUCUGUACAGAUGUAUUAUAUGUGUAUAUAUGUAUUUACAGACAUAUAAACACACACAUAUAUUUAUGAAUAAAUACAACAUAUUAGAUAUGGAAAACAUUGGAAUGUGCAAUAUUAAUAUUUAAUGUCCGGUUAAUGCACUUGAGUUAACCCGAUAAGGUUUGUUUCAACUUUUUUUUUUUCUUUUCACUUGUUGCACUUUAUUGAAGUCAAUAGGGAAAUACGGUAACACAGUCGCAAUAUUCAAGGCCCGGGCUUUUUGUGCGCGAGCAAAGUGUUUUUACUUUUAACUUUAAUACGCUUGCUACCCGACGCGUGCAAAACGCUUACUUCUAGCGGAGUUAACACGCAAGUGUGCAAAAUACCGUUCCACUCGUAAUCUAGCCCUUAGAGUUUACACACUGAUAAUGCGCUACAAUUUAUAGAACUGUGCAAUUAAACUCUUUAUUUGGCAGUAUAUUGAUCUUAAAUCUGACUGAUUGGUCACUUUAUUAUGUGAGCUUAACAAGCUAAUGAUUAUAACGGAAGAAUGGUCUAAAAGUUGCAUACUAACUGCUGUCCUUUAAAUUUUGAGCAAGUAAAUAUGCAUUUUGCCUGUUGCUUGAAGGUAUCUUACCUUGUUGGUGAGAAAAGUAAGCAAUGCAAAGAAUAAACUAAUAUACCAGAUCUCUUAUUUUAAAAA
Bombina bombina (fire-bellied toad) is the source of this 3005-nucleotide messenger RNA. It is a transcript of the gene TICAM1, whose product is annotated as TIR domain containing adaptor molecule 1. Gene Ontology annotation, biological process: response to exogenous dsRNA; positive regulation of natural killer cell activation; lipopolysaccharide-mediated signaling pathway. The coding region runs from base 587 to 2023 and encodes 478 amino acids. Gene Ontology annotation, molecular function: protein kinase binding. The record is from RefSeq and is a predicted model, not a curated record. NCBI's taxonomy places the organism in Eukaryota, Metazoa, Chordata, Amphibia, Anura, Bombinatoridae. The transcript is spliced from 2 exons.